AUGCAAAGCAACACAACCACGACCACCUCUCACUUUGUGCAGUCGUCAUCAUCGGCUACAUCAUCAUCAUCAUCAAGCCUUUUAGAUAUAUUUAAUUUUACCAAGCCUGUAUUUACAAAACUUUCCUCCGUAGUGGUGUUUCCCUUUUUAUCGGGUGUAUUCUCUGCUUUGGGUGAAUACUCCAUGAGAUUUAUUUAUUCAAAAUUUCAACAAGUGUCAAAGAAGAAUAACAGUACCGAAUUUGAUCCUCUAGAAACAUUUGUUACCAAUGGAAGACCAUUAAACACAUUAAAAAGAAAAAAGAUUUAA
This is a messenger RNA of Naegleria lovaniensis, 309 nucleotides long. RefSeq lists its product as uncharacterized. The record is from RefSeq and is a predicted model, not a curated record. The transcript has a single exon. Bases 1 to 309 code for a protein of 102 amino acids. Lineage: Eukaryota; Heterolobosea; Eutetramitea; Acrasida; Naegleriidae.